Molecule: messenger RNA, 1050 nt
Organism: Ogataea parapolymorpha DL-1
Lineage: Eukaryota; Fungi; Ascomycota; Pichiomycetes; Pichiales; Pichiaceae
Product: putative lactonohydrolase
Exons: 1
Coding region: 1-1050 (349 amino acids)
Source: RefSeq, a predicted model, not a curated record
AUGAGAGAAACUUAUAGAGAUAUCAUUGAGGUUGAUAAAAAACGCCAGCUAGUGGAUCUGGACUACGCGAAAGCAGUGUGUGCCAAACCGGGUUUUUACCUAUUUGAUGAAAGGUUUCGUUCGGUUUUGGGCUUAUCUCCUGAAUUGACCUGCCUCGAGACGCGGGAUUUUCGAUUUGCUCACGAAGCUGGAGUUUACCACAAGGAGACAAACUCAAUAUAUUUCACAUCAAAUUACAGCUCUGGUAGUCCCAUCAAACUUUACAGGGUCCAUUGUGAAUCCCACGAGGUUGAGGAACUUGAUUAUCCUGAAGUGAUUCAAGCAAAUGGCGCUUGUCAGCACAAAGGCAACAUUCUCUAUUGUGCUCAGGGUGACUUGACACAUCCCUCAUCACUGAUUGAGGUCAAUCCUGUCACAGGUGACACUAAAACACUCAUCAAUAAUUUCUUUGGGAGGGAAUUCUCUUCGAUAAAUGACGUUGUGGUGCAUCAUGGAACCGGUGAUAUAUGGUUUACGGAUCCGACCUACGGAUUCGAGCAAGGAUUCAGAAAGGAAGCUAUGCUCCCAAAUCAAGUGUACAGAUUCAAUCCUGAGACCGGUGAACUUUGCGUGGUCGCAGACCAGUUUGAUAUGUGCAACGGACUCUGUUUCAAUCAUGAUUAUACAAAAAUGUAUGUUACCGACACUGGAGCCCUGAAGAUGAGCAAAACAGCUGGAUCUUUUGUUCAUAAUCCCAAAAGCCCAAGCGUAAUUUACGAAUAUGACGUUGUUGAUAAAAAACGCCUAUUCAACAAGCGUGUCUUUGCGUUCUGUGAUGAUGGAAUUCCAGACGGCAUUAAAUGCGACAUCCAUGGAAACGUGUACUCAGGUUGUGGGCAUGGCAUUCAUGUUUGGAAUCCUGAUGGGAUUCUCAUAGGGAAAAUCAUUACUGGAGAGGUCUGUGCUAACUUCUGUUUUUCUGCAAGCGGGAUGUGGAUAUUUUCAGAGUUCCACUUGUUUUUCUGCAGCUUGGGUACCAAAGGGGCCUUAGUGAAUGUGGAGUGCUAUUGA